GCACCCGGGCAGCAUAUAAAGCCCUCCUCGCUGCCUUGGCCGGCCAGCCUGUUUCUGCCUGCCUCUCCUCCCGGGACCAACCCAGAUGGAUAUCUCCGUUUACCAUCCCUUCUUCCGCAAGCCCGCCGCCGUGCCCAGUCGCAUCUACAACCAGACUUUUGGGGAACACCUGGCUGAAUCCGAACUCUUCCCCGCCUCCUGGUCCUUUAGUUCUUUCUUUUGGAGGCCCUACUAUCUCAGGAACACUGGCUGGCUGGAAAACAGAUUCGCAGAGAUGCGAAUGGAUAAAGACAAGUUUUUUGUGAACGUGGACGUGAAGCACUUCUCUCCCGAGGAGCUUAAAGUGAAGGUUUUGGGGGACAUGAUUGAAGUGUGGGGGAAACACGAAGAGCGCCAGGACGAGCACGGCUUCAUCGCCAGAGAGUUCAGCAGAAAGUACAAGAUCCCGGCCGACGUGGACCCGCUCUCCUUCACCUCCUCUCUCUCUUCGGACGGUGUCCUGACGGUGAACGGACCACGGAAGGCAGUGGAGGUGCCCGAGCGGACCAUCCCCAUCACGAGGGAGGAGAAACCGGCGCUGCCAGCCGGGCAAAAGAAGUAGAACUGGCCCCUUUUAUACCCGAGGACGCCCACUGGACACAAGGCGAGAAGAUGGCACCGAUGAGCAGCUGCUGUUAUUUAUUUGUGAAACAAAUGAGGUUGUUUACUAACAAAUAAAGACCAUGAGUAAAGCA
Molecule: messenger RNA, 734 nt
Organism: Anolis sagrei ordinatus
Lineage: Eukaryota; Metazoa; Chordata; Lepidosauria; Squamata; Anolidae
Gene: CRYAB
Product: crystallin alpha B
Biological process (GO): protein refolding; negative regulation of apoptotic process; response to heat
Cellular component (GO): cytoplasm; nucleus
Molecular function (GO): structural constituent of eye lens
Source: RefSeq, a predicted model, not a curated record